Messenger RNA from Mollisia scopiformis, 801 nucleotides. RefSeq lists its product as uncharacterized. The transcript is spliced from 3 exons. NCBI's taxonomy places the organism in Eukaryota, Fungi, Ascomycota, Leotiomycetes, Helotiales, Mollisiaceae. The annotation marks the transcript as partial. The record is from RefSeq and is a predicted model, not a curated record.
AGCUCGAUUGCCAGAAAUCGGCAAUCAUCGCAUCCUGGCAGAAGACGGUCCACGGUCUUGAUGAGCUUGCAGCUGAACGAUCCUACCAUGCCACCGCCUGGAGAGAUGGUACACGAGGGAACACCUGUGUAUCGCACAGCCAGUCCACAAUCAAUGCAAGCUUCGCCGAUCACUUCAAGUGGUGAACCCCAGCUCCCUCAGCACUUCCGCGCACCUAGUCUGGGAGAGAUCCACCAAGAAUUAGAGCAGGAACAAGAGGCACAAGUUAAUCGCUUACUUCAAAUGAUCCGCGCUCAACAACAGCAGCUCCAGCAAUUGCAGGCAGCUUCUGGUCAGAGCAAUGCUACGCCUCCCGUCAUUGAUGAGUUCACUCCGACAUCUGAACGUUCAAUGUCCUUCUCGACUGCUGGUGUCCAGCAACAGUCAACCGUGUCUACGCCACGUUCUCCAAGCGCUGCUCUGCAUCCUCGCAGCUCUUUCGACUUAGCUCGCGCCGACCUUCAGCAACGACGAUCCAGAACCCCAAGCCGAACAGCAUCACCUAGACUCAGGUCAACUUCGAUCAGCGGGGAGGGUGAGCCAUUCAGCCUGGCAGGACGCGAUGAGAGCGCUUUCUAUCAGGCCGAGACUCAGAUGAUGAUCAGAGAGAACCAGAUGCUGCGCCAGAGGAUCAGAGAAUUAGAACGUCAAGUUAGUGAAUUACAUGUGAACUCGGCUAUCACUCACGAGCCAGCCACCCCUUCACAACUACUCCGCUCAGAAUCCAUCUCUGAGCUGUCCGCCCCAAGCAUAUCUCCAGCA